Dacryopinax primogenitus is the source of this 1677-nucleotide messenger RNA. RefSeq names its product TauD-domain-containing protein. The transcript has 10 exons. Gene Ontology annotation, cellular component: cytoplasm. The record is from RefSeq and is a predicted model, not a curated record. The coding region runs from base 460 to 1650 and encodes 396 amino acids. Lineage: Eukaryota; Fungi; Basidiomycota; Dacrymycetes; Dacrymycetales; Dacrymycetaceae. Gene Ontology annotation, molecular function: 2-oxoglutarate-dependent dioxygenase activity.
AACAUGUAGUGAUUUUGAUCACACCAGUUGCAGGCAUGUAUGUAUGCAAUUAAUUGGGGUUGGCUUGGUGGAAGCAAGAGCAUGCCUCGCGUGAUUUGUUGCCUGUAGCUCGUCGUUGCCUUUCUUGGCGCAUCAAGACAAAUGCAAGAGGUCUGUCAUAUGCCCAAGAUGGCCUCAUCCCCGGUCUAUAUCGCGUUUGGCUGCUGCUUUCUUAUCUUUCUCCUUCAACGAAGGCUCUAUGCGCAAUGAUGAUACCGGAUGGCGUGCUCCUAACGUGCUCCAGUCUCGUCUUCCCAGUCUGAUGUGGAUUAAACUGCUUAGUGAUAUUACGAACUCGACUUGUUGCUGCAGUAUAUCGACAUCGCUGGCCAUUGUGGUGACCUGCGUCUAUAAAAGUCGAAGGUCGUGGUUGCGAAGGUAUCUUGUCCCCUGCCUCCCUCUCUGCACUUGGAGCUAGACAUGGCACCUUCCGUCUCGGAGAUUCAGGAGCAGCCUGCUCCGCAGAAAGUUGACGUUAUUCAGCAGCUCAAGGGCACAGUCAAGAAGGAGGUUCCUCAACCUCCUGCACCGGCCCGCGCACGUCUCGAGAAAGCAGGCAUCAACUACAACGAGGGGUAUCCUUUCUACCCCGACAAGCCCAAGUACAAGCAGGAUGUCGCUGAGAUUCGCGCAGAGGAGCGUGGAUAUGUCGACCCUGGCACUCGUGCCGAUCCCGAGAAGAAAGCCCUGUUCGGUGCUGCGAAGGAGGUCCGAAACCUGACUCGUCACAUCGGAACCGAAAUUGUCGGUCUUCAGCUGAAGGAUCUCAGCGACAAGCAGAAGGACGAGCUCGCGCUGCUCAUCGCGGAGCGCACUGUCGUCUUCUUCCGUGAUCAAGAUCUUUCUCCCCAGGAACAGAAGAAGCUUGGCGAGUACUAUGGAGUGAUUGAGGUGCAUCCCCAGGCGCCCCAGGUGCCUGGCGUUCCGGGAGUAUCCCUCAUCUGGGACGAGGCACAGAGGCAUCUCGGCGAUCCUAAGCGCGCAAGCUAUUUGAACGACCGCAACUUCCGGUUGGCGUACCCUUCGGGGAGCUAUGGAUGGCAUACAGAUCUUGUCCAUGAGCCGUACCCGCCUGGUGUUACCCAUCUUCACCAGGAUUCUGUUCCCGAGGUUGGCGGUGACACACUUUGGGCAUCUGGCUAUUCCGCAUAUGAUAAGCUUAGUCCCACGUUCCGCAAGCUCCUCGACGGUUUGAAUGGGAUAUACCGCUCAGCUCAUGCCUAUCUCGACAAAGAGAAUCCCGAUGCGCCGCCUUCUUUUGUGGAGCGCGUUCACCCCCUGGUUCGGACCCACCCUGUGACGGGCUGGAAAUCUUUGUUCAUCAAUCGCGCCAUGACUGUGGGCAUUGAGGGACUGGACAAGGCGGAGAGCGACGCCAUUUUGAAUCAUCUUUACGACGUUUACGAGCGUAAUGUUGAUAUUCAGGUCCGUUGGCACUGGACUCCGGGCACGUCUGCUCUUUGGGAUAACCGCACUUCCAUUCAUACCGUCUCAUGGGAUUACGAAGGCGAAUUCGGCAGACACGGAACUCGUGUGUCAUCCCUUGCGGAGAAACCCUACUUCGAUUCCAAGUCAAAGAGCCGCCGGGAGGCUCUUGGUCUUGGUCCUUGAGCAGUCGGGGGAGGGUCUGAUCUGUGA